AUGAAGUUCGGGAAGAGCAUCUGCGUGCUCAAUGUAGGGGGAACCCGGUACGCCUUCACCCGUGAGGUGAUCAGGGAUUUCCCUCUCCGGCGCGUCAGCCGCCUGCAUGCCUGCGCAACCGAGAAAGAGGUUCUUGAACUGUGCGACGACUACGACCGGGACCGGAAUGAGUUUUUCUUUGACCGCCACGCACAGGCUUUCGUGUUUAUCAUGCUGUACGUGCGCUCCGGUAAACUCCGCUUCGUCCCCGGAGUGUGUGAGCUGUCCUUCUACACAGAGAUGCUCUACUGGGGACUGGAGAGCGCGCACUUGGACUCCUGCUGCCAGAAACGCCUGGACGACAAGAUGACCGAGAUAGGAAUGGACACUUUUUCCGAGGCGGACAUCGGAGUGUCGGGGGAUGAGCCCCAGAGCCCGGGGGAGCCGGGGCAACAGACUGCGCUCACAGGUCGCGCUAAAUGGCUCGAGAAGAUGCGCAAAGCAUUCGAGGAGCCCAACUCUUCUCUCGCGGCGCAGCUUUUGGCCUCAGUGUCCGUGAUAUUUGUGAUGGUUUCUAUGAUCAUGCUGUGUGCAAGCACCCUGCCGGACUGGGAUACAGCCAAGAGAACGACUGUGGAGGAGCACAGGAUAGUGGAGGCAGUGUGCAUUGGCUGGUUUACAGCAGAGUGCAUAGUGCGCUUUCUGGUGGCCAGAAACAAGUGGGACUUCCUCCGCCGGCCGCUGAACAUCAUCGAUGUGAUUGCCAUCACCCCCUACUAUGUCACCAUGGCAAUGGCCCGGGCAGGGAUGCCGGGUGCCGGGCUCGGGGUUGCUGGGGUGAUACUGCGGGUGCUGAGGAUGAUGCGAGUGUUCUGGCUCAUGAAGCUGGCCAGACACUUCCUGGGCCUGCAGACACUGGGGCUGACACUCACACGCUGCUACCGGGAGAUGGUCAUGCUGAUGGUGUUUGUCUGCGUCGCCAUGGCGAUAUACAGCGCUCUGGCCCAGCUGCUGGAGCACGGCUUGGACUUGGGGACGCAGAACCCAGAUUACGCCAGCAUACCGGCCGCAGCCUGGUGGGUCAUCAUUUCCAUGACGACGGUGGGAUACGGGGAUGUGUACCCUGUGACAACUGGAGGACGGGUGCUCGGGGGAAUGUGUGUGGUGAGCGGCAUUGUUCUGUUGGCACUGCCCAUCACAUUCAUCUACCACAGUUUUGUACAGUGCUACCAUGAACUCAAACUGCGCUCUGCCAGAUACGCACGCAGCAUGUCAUCAGAUAUACUGCAAUGAACAUGAGUUUAUACCAAAAAAAAAAAACCAUGGCUCUGCCUACAUCAGAGAGAAAACUCAACAAACCAGUGGACCUGCUGAUCCCAUUGUGAAAUAACGAUCCACUUUGUGCCCUGCCCUGUUUCCUGCCUGAGCUGCACCUGAUUUUAUUUGGCCUGUCUAGUUCCUGCCUGUUGUGUUGAUGAUCUUCAAAUAUCAUCUUAAAACCAGCAUGUUACACGGGCAGGAGAAUAGAAAUACAGAAAUAAUUAUUUAUUAAACACACACACAAGCGCAGUCAAUCCAAUUUUGACAGUGGCUGUUGUUUACACUAUAUUCCCAUGGUUACAACAUUGGCAGAGACGGCUGCUUUUUUGUAUGCUGCAUCGAGGGCCUGU
Messenger RNA from Morone saxatilis (striped sea-bass), 1649 nucleotides. RefSeq names its product potassium voltage-gated channel, subfamily G, member 3 (gene kcng3). The transcript has 2 exons. Gene Ontology annotation, molecular function: protein binding; delayed rectifier potassium channel activity. Gene Ontology annotation, biological process: protein homooligomerization; potassium ion transmembrane transport. The record is from RefSeq and is a predicted model, not a curated record. Gene Ontology annotation, cellular component: voltage-gated potassium channel complex; membrane. The coding region runs from base 1 to 1272 and encodes 423 amino acids. Lineage: Eukaryota; Metazoa; Chordata; Actinopteri; Moronidae.